Pristis pectinata (smalltooth sawfish) is the source of this 1891-nucleotide messenger RNA. RefSeq names its product growth hormone regulated TBC protein 1a (gene grtp1a). Bases 97 to 1110 code for a protein of 337 amino acids. NCBI's taxonomy places the organism in Eukaryota, Metazoa, Chordata, Chondrichthyes, Rhinopristiformes, Pristidae. The transcript is spliced from 8 exons. The record is from RefSeq and is a predicted model, not a curated record.
GAGGGCGGGGAGGUGUGCGCCGAGUCCCGCCGCGCCGGCUGAUCGUCUACCUGCGGCGGCUCGGCCUGGCAGUGUGGGACCGGGUUGGCAGUGGUAAUGGAGGCAGCGGAGUCGGGUCCUGAGCAGGAGCCGCUGACUAGGGUGGACGAGUACGGGUUCGAGCGGCCGGCGGGGACCGAGGCAGAGGAGCUGGUGUCGGAUUACCAGGCAGUGCUGAACCGCCGCGCGAUCAAAUGGCGCAAGCUGCUGCAGGGCAGUCGGCUGCAACGGAGCCUGAAAGUAAAGCGAUACAUCAGAAAAGGCAUUCCAAACGAAUAUCGUAGUCUCAUCUGGAUGACUGUCAGUGGAGCCCAGGGACAGAUGGAAAAGAACCCAGUGUACUAUAAGAAAAUGCUGGAAAUGGAGGAAGAUCCAAAGCUGGUUGAAUCUGUAAGAACAGACAUUAACAGAACCUUUCCCGACAAUGUACAGUUUCGCAGAACCGCUAACCCCUGCCUACAGCAGCCACUUUUCAAUGUUUUAGUGGCAUAUGGAAAUCACAACAAAACAAUUGGCUAUUGCCAGGGGAUGAAUUUUAUUGCUGGCUACUUGCUCAUAGUGACCAAGGAUGAAGAGAAGUCCUUCUGGUUGUUAGACUCUCUGAUUAAGAAGAUAGUACCAGGUUUCUACAGUCCAACAAUGAUUGGGCUAAAGACUGAUCAAGAGGUUCUGGCUCAUUUGGUUAGGAUGAAGGUCCCUGCAGUGGCUGAGUUAAUGGAACGGCACAAUGUGAUGUGGACCUUGGUUGUUUCUCGGUGGUUUAUCUGCUUGUUUAUUGACAUUCUUCCCGUGGAGACUGUUCUUCGUAUCUGGGACUGUCUGUUCUAUGAAGGAUCUAAAAUCACCUUUCGUGUGGCCUUGACGUUAAUAAAGUACCACCAGGCUUCAAUCUUAGAAGCAAAUAAUUUCCCUGCCAUCUGUGAGAAGUUCAAGCAGAUCACACGUGGUCCUCUGGUCCAAGACUGUCAUAACUUUAUGAAGAAAAUAUUUACUGAACCUGGAAGAUUGCCCCUCAAUACGAUCACCAAGCUACGAGAGAUCAGCAGGGCCCAGAUAGAUGACCAGAGCUGAUGUGCAUGAUUCAAUUCCAGCUAACUAAAUACCUCAGGACCUUGAAGACUUCCUACAUUCCUCCAAUGUAUAUUUGGGCUGGAUUUGUCUCACCAGCAUCUCAAUUACUGUGAGCUACAUCUAACCUGUACAAUACUGUCUUUAAAAAAAAUUGACUAGCUACUUGUACAUACUUAGAAUUCAGGUGAUCAAAAUUACAACUAUUUGUUUCAGAUUUAAAGUAAGAUUACUAAAUGAAGGGCUGUUUGUACUCAUAGAUUUCUAGUCAUUUCUUAACAUUAAUUUAUAUUCACUUUUCAUCCAAAAUAUAACUUUUUAAUGUAUUGUUAAAUAGAAUUAUCUAAUUAUUCAGUGAGUGGAGAUAGUAAAUGUGUUAUUUUGAUAUCAGUGGCAUUUGAUCAGGUGUAAUUAAAUUCUUGUACCAGCACUGUCCUGUCAAAUCCCCAGACUCUGGCUGAACUGCACUGCCUUGGUAUGGCUGACACUCCAGUCCUAAUAAAGGCAUUGCUACCGGUUUCCUGUAUGAUUUACAUGGAGUGCAGUGGUGUCCAGCAGCAGCCAGCGACUCUUAUCUGUAAAAGGCAAUAAUCAAAAGUUGGCACUUUCCUGGAUAUAGACCUUUUUCAGUGUGUACAGGGUUCUUCCCUAUUUGUGUGGCAGCUGAUAUUUUGUACCUACUGUUUAUAAAUGCAGAAUUGAAAGUGUGUUUAAAUGUAUUUUUUAAAAAAAAGUCAAUUUCUUUGCAAAAGUGAUAAUUAAACAAUAGUCUGAGCAUUUUCUG